UAUGAGCUCUUUGAAUUGGUAGCACAUUUUUCUCCACUGCUUUCGUCGGCAUUAAUAUGGCAGCAUCCAUGGCAUCCCAGGCUGUAGUGAGAGCACUGCGUGAAACAACAUCGAAACACAGACUAUUUGACAAAUUCAAGUGUGCGAGGCUGAGCUCCAGACGAUGGCUCAACCUGCAGGAGUACCAGAGCAAGAAACUGAUGCAAGAGAGCGGGGUGACGGUCCAGCGCUUCUACGUGGCUGACACAGCCUCCGAAGCCCUGGAGGCUGCCAAGAGGCUGGAAGCAAAGGAGAUAGUUCUGAAGGCCCAGAUACUGGCAGGGGGGCGAGGGAAGGGCCUGUUCGAUAGUGGCCUUAAAGGUGGAGUGCACUUAACUAAAGACCCUUCAGUGGUGGGUGAGCUGGCCAAUAAGAUGCUUGGCUUUAGUCUGACAACCAAGCAGACACCAAAAGAAGGGGUGAAGGUGAAAACGGUGAUGGUGGCGGAGGCUAUGGACAUCAGCAGAGAGACCUACUUCGCCAUCCUGAUGGACCGUGCCUGUAACGGGCCCGUCAUGGUGGGCAGUCCUCAGGGCGGCGUGGACAUCGAGGAGGUGGCUGCCACGACCCCUGAGCUCAUCUUCAAGGAACCCAUAGAUAUUUGGGAGGGAGUUCGAGAUGACCAGGCGCUGCGCAUGGCUGGCAAUUUGGGUUUCAAAGGACCUCUGGAGAGCCAGGCAGCAGAUCAGAUUAAGAGGCUCUAUGAUCUCUUCCUGAAAGUCGACGCGACUCAAGUUGAAGUCAAUCCUCUUGGAGAGACUCCGGAGGGACAAGUGGUGUGUUUCGAUGCCAAGAUCAACUUUGACGACAAUGCAGAGUUCCGUCAGAAAGCCGUCUUUGCGAUGGAUGACAUGUCGGAGAGCGACCCAACUGAGACGGAAGCGGCCAAGUGGGACCUUAAAUACAUUGGACUGGAUGGAAACAUUGCCUGCUUUGUGAAUGGGGCUGGCCUGGCCAUGGCCACUUGUGACAUCAUCGACCUCCAUGGAGGGAAGCCAGCAAACUUCCUGGACCUGGGAGGAGGCGUCAAGGAGAACCAGGUGUACCAGGCCUUCAAACUGCUCACUGCAGACCCCAAGGUGGAGGCCAUCCUGGUGAACAUCUUCGGGGGCAUCGUCAACUGUGCCAUCAUCGCCAACGGCAUCACCAAGGCCUGCCGAGAGCUGGAGCUCAAGGUCCCGCUUGUGGUCAGGCUGGAAGGGACCAAUGUACAGGAGGCCAAGAGGAUCUUGUCAGAGAGUGGACUGCCCAUCACGUCGGCCAGUGACCUGGAUGACGCUGCCAAGAAAGCUGUGGCCAGCAUCAGGAAGUAGAGGAUCACCAAAACUCCUCUGUUCAGUCCUACCCUCUUCCAGCCCCAUUCCCCCACCCACCCCUCCUCUCCUGGCUUAACCGCCCCGCAGCCCUCUGGCCCUUAUAUCAACCUCUGGUGAUUCAAGAGGAUUCAGCAAUAUCGUCCUGGUGCUUCCUCCUCGUAAAUGUCAGGUCAUCAUGUUUCAAUGUUGUUUUAGUGUUGGCCAUACUUAAAUAGGAGGGGAUAUCCUGUUCAUGUCGCAGAUGCCUUUGUGUGCCAUCACUGUGAUUUCUGUAAAGGACAGUUUGUCAAACAUCUCCUGACAGCAAACCUGGAAGGACUUUCAAAGAGCAUAAGGCCUUGCUUAUCUCUUCUGGUUUUCUAUUUUGUUUGUCAUCAGUGUCAAAAGGUUAUUGGUGCUUUAGGAGAAACUUCCUGGGUUUGCCUUAAAGCCAAUGCCUUAAUUCCAUGUUGUUUGUAAGGCAGUAGAAAUUAUCUUAUUCACCCGAUGUCUAUCAUUAUUAUAUUUGAAAUCAGGUGUAUGAAGUGGGCAAUCUUACAGUAUUGCACUCUGAUUUUGUAAUUCCAUAUUUUAUUGUGCUGCAGAGAAAGUUGAUUUAGCAGGAUAUAACUUUGAUAAACACUGUGCCUACUCCAUGAAGGAAAAAUGGUUGACAGGUAAUCUAGCCAACACUUGACUUAUUCAUUCAUUUAUCAAAUGUCGUUGUAAUUACUAUUUUUAUAAUCAUGAUUGUAUAUUGCCAGUUGAGAUGUUGCUGGUUAACUGUGUGUGUGUGUGUGUGUUUAUAAUUUGAGAGAGAAAUAAAUGACUAUUUCAGCAA
Molecule: messenger RNA, 2175 nt
Organism: Osmerus eperlanus (European smelt)
Lineage: Eukaryota; Metazoa; Chordata; Actinopteri; Osmeriformes; Osmeridae
Gene: suclg2
Product: succinate-CoA ligase GDP-forming subunit beta
Exons: 11
Coding region: 57-1352 (431 amino acids)
Biological process (GO): tricarboxylic acid cycle; succinyl-CoA metabolic process
Cellular component (GO): succinate-CoA ligase complex; mitochondrion
Molecular function (GO): succinate-CoA ligase (GDP-forming) activity; metal ion binding; ATP binding
Source: RefSeq, a predicted model, not a curated record